Molecule: messenger RNA, 2545 nt
Organism: Melospiza melodia melodia
Lineage: Eukaryota; Metazoa; Chordata; Aves; Passeriformes; Passerellidae
Gene: B4GAT1
Product: beta-1,4-glucuronyltransferase 1
Exons: 3
Coding region: 1-1869 (622 amino acids)
Biological process (GO): protein O-linked glycosylation via mannose
Cellular component (GO): Golgi apparatus
Molecular function (GO): glucuronosyltransferase activity
Source: RefSeq, a predicted model, not a curated record
AUGCCGGACUGGUCCCGGCUGCGCGCCGGCCCCAGCGACCCCCGGAAUCCUCCAGUAAGCCCCAACCCUCUACCUGCGCUCGCUGCCGCCCCCUCCCCACCAUUCCCAUUCCCGCGCCCCCCGCCCCAAUUCCCGCCCCCCUCGGGGGGUCCUGGACGCCUCGGGCUCGUUCCGGGUCUUCUGGGACGUUCUGGGCGCCCCCCGGGCUGGGCCCGCGCCCCCCGCCCCGAGCUGGUGCUGGCGGCGCACGGGACCCCCGGGCGGGCGGCGGCGGCGCUGGGCGGGGGUCUCCAAAAAGGGGAGGGGUCCUGGGAGGGGCCGCUGUCCCUGGCCGUGUUUGGGGAGCCCCGGGGGGGGCUCCAGGAGCUGCUCGGGGUCCUGGCGGGGCCGUGCCGGGCGCUGAGGGGGCGGCUCCGGCUGCAGGUGGUGCAGGGGGCGGCGCGACCCCCGCCCCGAAUCCCGGCAGCGCCCCCUCCCCAGCCGUGGCGCGGGGGGUGCCGGGGGGCGCUGGCCCGGCUGGCGGCCGCCGACCCCCCCAGUUACGCUCUGGGGGCGCCGUACCCCGGCAAUCUGCUCCGCAACGUGGCCUGGCAGGGCGCGGCGGGCGGCGGGCCCGGGCCGAGACCCCCGCCCCAAUUCUGGCAGCGCUUCGUUCUCGUGGUGGACGCGGACGUGGAGCCGAGCCCGGGGCUGCGCGAGGGGUUCCUGGAGCUGCUGCGGGGCGGGGGGCUGGACCCCCAAAACUGGGGACGGGACCCCCAAAACUGGGGACGGGACCCCCGGAACUGGGGACGGGAACCCCAGAACUGGGGGGGACAGGAGCCCAAAAGCUGGGGGGGACAGGGGGACCCCAAAGCUCCAGGGUCUUGGGGGGUUUUGAGGACUCAGGGGGAUUUGGGGAACCCCAAAACUUUGAAUAUUCAGGGCAGUUUGGGGUUUCAAGGGGAUUUUGGGAACCCCAAAAUUUUGGGGGCUUCUGGAGGGCUGGGGGUCUCCAACACCUCGGGUGUCCCCAAUGGCCUGAGUGACCCCAACAUCCAGAGUGACCCCAAUGCCCAGAAUGACACCAACACCUGGAGUGACCACAACGCCCUGAGUGACCCCAAAACCCUGAGUGACCCCAAUGCUCUGAACGCCCCCAAAACCCUGAGUGACCCCAAAACCUGGAGUGACCACAAUGACCCGAGUGACCCCAAAGCUUUGAGUGACCCAAAAGCCCAGAAUGACCCCAAAGCCUUGAGUGCCCCCCAUGCCCCACAUGACCCCAGUGCCCAGAGUGAUCCCAGCGCCCCGAACACCCCGAGUGCCCCCCACGCCCCCGGCGCCCCCCAGGCCCCCGCUGGCGCCCCCCCCUGGGCCCGGACCCUCUUUGUGCUCCCGGCCUUCGAGCUGCGGGGCUCGGGGCCGCGCCCCGGCUCCAAGGCGGAGCUGCUGCAGCUGUGGGGCGCGGGCGAGGCCCGGCCGUUCUAUGGGGCGCUGUGCCCGCGCUGCCAGGCCCCCACCGCCUUCGGCCGCUGGCGGGCGCUGCCCCCGGGCCCCCCGGGCGCCCCCCGGCUGCGCGUGGCCUACGAGGCGCCCUGGAGGGACCCCUGGGAGCCGUUCUACGUGGCCCCUGCCCACGGCGUGCCGCCCUUCGACGAGGGCUUCCUGCAGUACGGCUUCAACCGCAUCAGCCAGGCCUGCGAGCUGCACGUGGCCGGGUUCCGGUUCGCAGUGCUGGACGGGGCCUGGGUCACCCACCGGGGCUGGAAGGAGCCGGGCGGGUUCCACGCGGGGCGCGAGGCUGAGCUGGGCCGCAACCGGCAGCGCUUCCGGGAGUUCAAACGGGGACUCAAACUGAAAUAUCCUGACUCUGAACGACGCUGCUGAGCUCACCUGGGACACCUGAACACACCUGGGAACCCCUCAUAAACACCGGGGACAGCUGGUGACAGCUGGGACACACCUGACACACCUGAGGUUCCAUGAGGGGCAUGAGGCCGAGCUGGGCCUCAACCGGCAGCGCUUCCGGGAGUUCAAACGGGGACUCAAACUGAAAUAUCCUGACUCUGACCGACGCUGCUGAGCUCACCUGGGACACCUGAACACACCUGGGAACCCCUCAUAAACACCGGGGACAGCUGGUGACAGCUGGGACACACCUGACACACCUGAGGUUCCAUGAGGGGCAUGAGGCCGAGCUGGGCCUCAACCGGCAGCGCUUCCGGGAGUUCAAACGGGGACUCAAACUGAAAUAUCCUGACUCUGACCGACGCUGCUGAGCUCACCUGGGAAACCUGAACACACCUGGGACAGCUGAAGACCUUCCAAUGGACACCUGGGAACUGUCCAAUGGACAUUUCGGGACACACCUGGAGACACCUGAGGACCCUCCAGUGGACGUUUGGGGACACCUAACACAGCUGAGGACCUGCCAGGACAGCUGGGGACUCACCUAGGACACCUGGGGACCCUCCAUGGACAUUUGGGGACACCUGGGGACACCUGGACGCCCCGUGGACAUGGGCAUGACCGUCCCUCAGUAAACAUGGCCACCUACCCAUGA